UUUUUGCUGUAUUUAGUAUGGAUUAUUGUCCACCAACAAAACGCGCAAGAGCGUUCUUCAUCGACAACCUCCUCUCUCUUGAUCAAUCAGGAGGAGAAGCUGCUCCCCAACAAUAUAUUGAGCAGCUUGAGAAUACAACAAAAUUCAUCAACAAAUUUAAAAUCACCAAAAAUUACACCAAAUUCUUAAUUCAGAAUAUUCCGGCCGACCCUGAGGCCUUAUUAUCAGGAAUAUUCCAACACUGCUUUAAUGAAGCAGUGAACAACGCCAAAAAUAAUGGACUUGAACCAGAGGAGCUGGGUUGCACAGUAUCAAGUGAGUUAUUAGAUUCAGAUAUUUGGAUCCCCCUCAGGCCCACCUCCCAAAACACCUUCAAUACCCUGCUCAACCAAUUUAAUAAGGUCUCCCAGAGUAAAAAGCAGGCGGGAGUAACCCUUUGGGGAAAACCUUUUUCAGUUAAUAUUAUGGUCGUUGACAAGAAAAACUUGUCCACUGAAAACAACAUUACUGGCGGAGCUCCACGUAGAAUUGCUCCUGUCCAUCACCAGAUCAAGCAGCAGAACUUGAUCAAAAUUAACAACAACAAUGGAUAUUGUUUAUUUUAUGCUUUAUUAGCAGCACGAGUAUGGAUCAAAUGGACAAUUUGA
Molecule: messenger RNA, 647 nt
Organism: Meloidogyne enterolobii
Lineage: Eukaryota; Metazoa; Nematoda; Chromadorea; Rhabditida; Meloidogynidae
Source: the annotation of a GenBank genome assembly